UUAGGCGGCGGCGGCUGGCGUGGGGCUCCUUAGAUGCGCCACGGCUUCGGUAGCGACCGGCUCUCCCCAGCUGCCUGAGCGGCGCCAGCACCUUCCCGAGCAGCUCGCAGCAGCCGGCUGGCCCCUGCUUCGCGGCGACCAUGUGCGACCGGAAGGCGGUGAUCAAAAAUGCAGACAUGUCGGAAGAGAUGCAACAGGACUCGGUGGAGUGCGCGACCCAGGCGUUGGAGAAGUACAACAUCGAGAAGGACAUUGCGGCCCAUAUCAAGAAGGAGUUUGACAAGAAGUACAACCCCACCUGGCACUGCAUUGUGGGGCGGAACUUCGGUAGUUAUGUGACACAUGAAACCAAACACUUCAUCUACUUCUACCUGGGUCAGGUGGCUAUUCUUCUGUUCAAAUCUGGUUAAAAGCAUGGACUGUGCCAAACACCCAGUGAUCCAUCCAAAAACAAGGACUGCAUCCUAAAUUCCAAAUACCAGAGACUGACUCUUCAGCCUUGCUAAGGGAACACCUCGUUUGAAUCUGUUGUGUUUUGUACAGGGCAUCAUCCUCUGUACGAGUUUGUGAUUAUAAAAUAAUUAGUAAAACAGCUUACAUUUGUAUUUAUUUUCUAGUCCAUACUUCUGUACCCAUUUUUUUUUUUCUCCCUUAGGCCAUUCCUUUAAAAAUAAAUCUGUUGGAGAUGUGUAUGUGUGUGUUAGUUUGUUCAAGUAAGAUAGGGUUGAAGCAGCUUACCAGUCGACAAAUCCCCAGGACUUUAGGGUUGAGGACUGUUUUGUGGGAUUAGACAUUUUAGUGCCCUUGAGAUGGAAUGCUCAGCUGGCCAGUGGCUUCUACAGAUUAUUUAGGCUAUUAGCCACAGGUCUAAGACCCCAUCCCUGUCACCCCAGCACUCAGGAGGCUUAGGCAGGAGCACUGUAGGUUCCAGGCGGGCCUGAAUUAAGAGUGAGCCGGUAUCUCUGAACUUGUGCUUUCACUGGCUGUGCUCAGAAAUUAAUUGGUGAAUGAACCAAAGCUUCAUAUAAGGACCUAAUUAAAGCUGUGGGUCUGGUCACCAAAAGCAACCCCUUACAGGCUGAGAACCAACCCACACUGGCCUUUGAGAAGUACAAGAUCACAACAGGGCUCCCUGUUUCCAUUUUCAUGAGGUAAAAGCCUUUUGCUUUAGAUGUAAUUGAGAUUUUUCAGCAGCCAAAAAGCUGCUUCACAAGACUAGAGUUGCACAUUUGAACUGACACUUUAUGGAUAAUAGCAGGUCAGUUACAGUUUGGAAAGUUUUUCUCUACACCUGAACUUGGUUAGACACUUUUCAUCAGUUCGAAGGAGUAUGAAACUGCUUUAUUGUUUAUGUGAGUAUGCACAUGCAGGGCAGAGGACAACCAGGCAGCAGGUUUUCUACCAUGUGGGUUCUGAGCAGACUUGACAGCAAGUCUAUUCCGUAAUCCAUCUUGCAGGCCUGUUGGUUUUUGUGACUGUCUUAUGAAGCCCUAUAUUUGCUAUAUAGUUGAUAACCUCCAAACUAAGCUUACUUGAACACCUGCCAAAUCCUGGAGCUGUAGAUGUGCGACAUCCCUCCUGGUUGUUUUAGUGUUUAUGACAUUUGUCUUAUGUUCUCUACUAUCUGCAGAGAAGGGCAUAUUUUGGAGCAGGAGAGAGACUACAGUUAGGGUAAUUGAGAUUUGUAUGUUUGAACAGAUAGAAAUGUUUCAAUAAAUUGAGUCUCUUUCCCUC
Molecule: messenger RNA, 1734 nt
Organism: Onychomys torridus (southern grasshopper mouse)
Lineage: Eukaryota; Metazoa; Chordata; Mammalia; Rodentia; Cricetidae
Gene: Dynll1
Product: dynein light chain LC8-type 1
Exons: 3
Coding region: 141-410 (89 amino acids)
Biological process (GO): cilium assembly; microtubule-based process
Cellular component (GO): cytoplasmic dynein complex
Molecular function (GO): dynein intermediate chain binding; dynein light intermediate chain binding
Source: RefSeq, a predicted model, not a curated record